Messenger RNA from Bradysia coprophila, 4475 nucleotides. RefSeq names its product CD109 antigen-like. Lineage: Eukaryota; Metazoa; Arthropoda; Insecta; Diptera; Sciaridae. Gene Ontology annotation, molecular function: endopeptidase inhibitor activity. Gene Ontology annotation, cellular component: extracellular region. The record is from RefSeq and is a predicted model, not a curated record.
GGGUAUUAUGUUCAGUCGUGAUCUGUUCAACUAACAGGUUACAUCGCAGAUUUCGUUCGUUUUGUGUUUUUUUUAGUUUUGUGUUUAAUUAUCCUAAAACUUAAGCAGAAAGAAGAUGGCAUUGAAUUUAACGGUCUUUGCCGUCUUAAUAUUGUUGAUUGUUGUGCAAGCAUCUGAAAAAACUCAGACCGGUCUGUACACAAUCAUUGGAUCCCAACAACUCAGUUAUCAUCGGCCAUAUUACGUAAGCGUUAGCGUCCACAAUACUACUGAACCUGCGAUCGUUCGUUUGAAAUUGGUGCACGAGUCCAACGAGACGGAAACCGAAAUCGUACACGAAGUUACCGUGCAACCGUGGACCACCGAAUUGGUUGAAUUUGAGACUAGUACGUUUGUAUCGAAACCGAAUUCAUUUUAUCGAUUGAUUGCUGAUGGCAUCGACAAAAUUGAUUUCCACAACGAAACUGAUCUCACUUUGUCGGAAAAGUAUUUUUCAUUUUUGAUACAAACCGACAAGGCCCUGUACAAACCGGGAGAUUUGGUUCGGUUCCGUGUUGUCGUCAUCGAUAAAGAUACAAAAGCUCAUGACCUGAUCGAUACGUUACAAGUGAAUGUCUACGAUGGAGCCGGAAAUCGUAUAAAAUUGUAUGCUAAUCAGUCGACAGCUCACGGUGUUUUCACGAAUGAAUUCCCGUUAUCCGAAUCGCCAGUUAUGGGUCAAUGGAGAUUAGUAUUUAUCAGCGGAAGUGAGGAAAAGUCACACUCGUUUGAGGUGGGCGAGUAUGUUUUGCCAACAUUCGAGGUGUUCGUUGAAACACCGGAACAUGUGCUCUACAAUGAUAAAAUGAUUCGUGCGAAUGUUCGUGGAAAAUAUACGUUCGGGAAACCUGUUCACGGAGAGGCCAACUGUACGGCCAAUUGGAACAGCAAACAAGUCAAUAAAUUGGUGAAAGUGACGACGAAAGGAUCACUUGAAAUUGACAUUGUCGACGAAUUGGAAGUGGAUUAUGCGAAUUCGAAUUACAUUCAAUUGGAGUGUACGCUGGAAGAAGAAUUCACCGGGCGUAAACAGUCGAAAUCGAUGGGAAUUCAGGUGCACCGAUUCCGAUACAGCAUUGUCAAGCAGUCGUACCAUUACGAAUAUUUCGAUGGGCAACCGUUCGAAUUUGAUAUUCGCGUUCAAUUGUACGAUGGCACACCGAUUCGAAAUGAACCGGUGGAAAUUUGGUGGAGCACCGAUUUGAGUGCAGCAGACGGUGUUGGAUCAGAAACGGUACAGACGAAUAGCGAAGGUGUGGCGAAUGUGAAGUUCGUAUUUCCGGAGGGAAAGGUCACCGUUUAUCUGAUGGCAAAAUAUAAAGAUCAUGCUGAAGGAUUGGGACAUUUCACUUCAUCGAUUUAUCACGGCAAGGAGGCCACGUUGCCAGAAUUCGAGCUGAAAACAAAUGACACAGACGUUUCCGUUGGUGAUACUGUAAAAAUGCAACUGGUGUCACGAGUUCCGAUCAAACAUUUUACCUAUCAAGUGUUCGGUCGCGGCAAUAUUCUCAUCUCAAAUUCCCAAACCGUUCCCGACCAAACCAACUUUGAAUUCGAUUUUACCACAACCUUCGACAUGGUGCCGAACGUACAAGUGGUCGUUUACACAAUACGCGACGAUGGCAAUGUGAAUACGGCGUCCCGAACUGUUUUCCUCCAGAAGAAGCUCCCGAAUCAAAUUACUUUGGAAUCGGCCAUCAACGAAACGGAACCGGGCAUGGAAUAUGACUUGAAAAUUGUCACUGCACCGAACUCAUAUGUUGGACUGUUGGCCGUUGAUCAAAGUGUCUUAUUGCUGAGAACCGGAAAUGAUAUAUCGGUUGAUGAUGUUACGGGUGAAUUGGAUCGUUACAAUGCGGUGCAGCAUCGAAGAAACCACUACCAUCAGCGAUAUUAUUGGUCGCAGGAAAUUUCAACCAUCGAAAAUGCUGGAAUGUUUGUCCUGAGCAAUGUGAAGGAUUUUAUACGGAGACCGAUUGAGGAAAUCACGUAUCAGUCAACGCCGAGUUAUGUACGAUUUGGAGGUGGUAUGGGUUCUGCUGGAAUCCCUGGACCUCCGCAGGUUUCCGCCUUUUCCUCUGCUGCUUUUGUACAUAAGGAAUCAAUAUCGAAUGAUGGCCAGUCGGCUGGUGUAACUGUGCGUAAAGACUUUCCGGAAACAUGGAUUUGGGAUGGCGUUCAAGUAGAAAGCGGCGAACAACACUUCACAAAACGUGUUCCCGAUACAAUCACGUCCUGGGUGAUAACGGCAUUUUCGCUGAAUUCGGACAACGGCAUCGGGUUAACCAAAGAACCGACCAAAAUGACCACAUUCAAAUCAUUUUUCUUGGCAGUGAGUCUCCCGUAUUCGGUAAAAAGAGGCGAAAUUCUGUCGAUUCCGGUGACUAUUUUCAAUUAUUUGGACUCAACGGUCAAUGCGGACGUAACAUUUUUCAAUGAAGACAACGAAUUCGAGUUUGUCGAUCUGAAUGACGAAGCCAAUGAAAUUGUGAAUGCUGAUCAUCGUCGCCAACGACAGGUAUCGGUAAAGUCCAAAGACGCUUCCGGUCUCUUUUUCUCGAUUCGACCACUUAAGGUGGGCCAAAUAACCAUUAAAGUCGUUGUCGAAAGUGCGGUCGCUGGUGAUGGAAUUCAGAAAAUUUUACUCGUAACGCCAGAGGGUGUCCCGCAAUACGCAAACAAAGCGCUUCUGUUAAAUCUACCCGAUGAUGGAACGGCCGUCGAACAUGAAUUUACUGUCGAUUUACCUGAACAUACCGUACCCGACUCGACAUUCAUUCAAGUAACUGCUGUGGGCGAUCUUCUCGGACCGUCUGUCAAGAAUUUGGGUCGCUUGAUUCACAUGCCAAGUGGUUGCGGUGAACAGAACAUGUUGAAAUUUGUACCGAACAUUGUGGUGCGAAAUUAUUUGAAAGCAAUCAAUCAGUUGAGCGAUGAUCUGGAAGAGAGGACGCGUUUAAAUCUGGAAAUUGGCUAUCAACGACAGCUGGCUUAUCGACAUUACAAUGGAUCGUUCAGUGCAUUCGGAAAACAAGAUCGCCGAGGCAGCACCUGGCUGACUGCAUUCGUUGCCCGAUCGUUCCAACAGGCGUCCAAGCAUAUUGACAUCGAACCACGUAUCAUCAACGAGGCAUUAAAUUUCCUGAAUGUGACACAGUCAGAAAACGGCAGUUUCCCCGAAUACGGAGACGUGAUUCAUCGACAGAUUCAAGGCGGCGGAGAUAAAAAUGUUGCGUUAACUGCCUACACUUUGAUCGCAUUCCUCGAAAAUCAGGAAGCGUUCCCCGACUACGAAGACAAUAUCAAACGAGCGACCGAAUUCAUUGUUAAGCAUUUAGACGUUCUGGACGAUGUGUAUUCCAUCAGUUUGGCUGCGUAUGCCCUACAAUUGGCUAAGGACUCGAAUAAAGAUGGAGUUUUACGCGAUUUGAAUGCGAAAGUUAUAACCGAAUCGGAUCUGAAAUACUGGAGCACGCGAAAGUCGGAAGGGGCGACGUACUAUCCAAAUUCAAUCGACACAGAAAUCACUGGCUACGCUAUGUUGGCUAAUUUGCUUGCCGAUCGUACCGACGAUGUGGUGCCUGUGUUGAAGUGGCUUUUGGCUCAACGUAAUGAACGCGGUGGUUUCCAUUCUACUCAGGAUACCAUUGUUGGACUACAAGCAAUUGCCACUGUUGCUGGAAGAGUGACUGGUUCAUCAACGGACAACGACGUUAAAGUCGAUCUAACGUAUGAUGGUAACAGUACAGCGAUCGAAGUAAAUUCCGGCAACGCCCAAGUUUUUCAACAAUUCCAAAUACCGAGCCAGGUGCGCAAGAUCAAUGUCAAGGCAUACGGUACUGGUUUCACAUUGUUAUCAUUGUCGUACAAGUACUACGUCAACGAAAGUGCUGCUUUGCCCCGAUUCACCAUUGAGCCUAACGUCAAACCAAUCACAUAUCCGAGCUCAUUGGAAUUCGAUGCAUGCGUAGCAUUCAUACCCAACGCUGCCGCUGAUGAUGGUGCCAGUGAAUCGAAUAUGGCUGUAAUGGAAAUUGACUUGCCAAGUGGUUAUCAAUUCGAUGCAGAUCAACGACAGGCCUUGCAGUGGACACAAUCAGUUAAGAAAUUGGAGACACGAAAUGAUGAUACGCAAAUCGUCUUGUAUUUUGAGCAUUUGACCGCUGAUAAAAUUUGUCCACAAAUAAAAGCCAUACGAACGCAUAAGGUUGCGCAUCAGAAACCGGCUGCAAUUGUAGUCUACGAUUAUUACGAUACGACGCGCAAAUCUAGAGUUUUCUACAAUACGGACGAGAAAUCACUUUGUGAUAUUUGCGAAAACAAUUGCCCCGAUAAGUGUAACGCUUAAGUCAAUGCCAUCAUGUAUCAUCAAUGGAGUAUACCUAUGAUUGUAUCUUCGAAAAAGCAAUGAAUAAAUACUGAUUUUCUAAAUGCAU